Molecule: messenger RNA, 760 nt
Organism: Ilyonectria robusta
Lineage: Eukaryota; Fungi; Ascomycota; Sordariomycetes; Hypocreales; Nectriaceae
Exons: 1
Coding region: 109-489 (126 amino acids)
Source: RefSeq, a predicted model, not a curated record
UCCUCAAGCAUUGUCUCCAUUGACCAAGCGGAAGUGGGCAAACCAGAUGCCAGCUGACAAGAUGCAGAGAAGUAGACCAGCAUCUCACACUCCCACGCCCACAAAGCCAUGGAACAUCCCGACUCACUCACUCACCUCCCGCUUCUCUUCCCUUGCCUACGCAUAUCCACCGCCCUGCAUUGCACGCCACUGCGCUGCAUAGAUCUGACCCGUCGAAGCCAGCCAGCCAUGAACAACGCUUGGACACCUUCUAAUGUCUCUCAUCUCUAUGUGGCGUGCGAGAGAAAACGCUGUUGCCGCACGAGGACAGAAGCGAUUCAGCAUCGGCCACGACCCACAGAUACAAAGGCUUGUCAUGCCGCACAUUGGCCGCCGUCUAGGCCACUGGUCGCCCUUCUUAUUAGUCGCCUCCUAGGGACGGCCCUUGGUAGCGGCCGCACUGGCGCGGAACUGGAGGCUCCGAUUGGCGAUGCCUCCAAGACAGAAUAAGACAUGCCGGAUCUAUUCGCUGGCUGCAGAGACUGCAGCAAUAGUGUACAGCCAGCGAGCGACUUGGCGCCCUAGCCAUCCCGCGUGGAUGUAGUUGCGUCGACUUGGACGAAUGGCUGGAAGUAUGCAAAUCCUUCGUCGUUCUUUAUUAGCCCCGGAUCGCCCUGCUACCGUGACGCUAGCCGUCCGGCCUGUCACCGGCAGACGAUUAAUCCUCCGGCCGGAUGUGUAUGAGUCUGUGGCGUCAGAGGCUGGCGACUAGUCCUGGAGA